AUGUCAGGAACUCAGCCAGUUGCUCUCUAUGCGGCCAAGGUGCCUCCAGGCGCCCUUGUGCCUGCUGUCCCUGAUGCCGCCGCCAUGUUCCGUGUGACCAUGGCCGCAAUUGAUCCCGACGCGGUGCCGGAGUACGAGGAUGAGGCCCAGGCCAGCAAGCCCCCCCGAGCUACGCUGAAGAUCAUCCGCCCUCCUCCUGGUCUUGAUUAUGAUGACGACGAUGACGACGAGGAGGAUGACGAAGAUGAGGAGGAUGAUGAGUCCGACGAUGAGACCAAUGGCGGCCCGAGUGACCCGGCCAGAAAGAAGAAGGCCAUGCUUGAAGCUGCCUUGAAGGAUAUGGAUGACGGCAUGGAUGAAGACGAUGAUGAUGACGAGGAGGGGGAGACUGACCUCGCUGCUGCCAUUUCUAAACUAGUUAAGGGCAAGGGAAAGGCCAUGGAAGAUGAAGAUGAUAGUGACAGCGACGAGGAUUUGGAACUCGACGAAGUUGUCGUCUGCACACUUGACCCAGAGCGUAACUGCCAGCAGACUUUGGACUUUGUUGUAGGUGAAGGUGAGCGUGUCUUCUUCAAGGUCACUGGGACUCACACUGUCUACGUCACUGGAAACUAUGUGACUCCCCUCGAAAACAUGUAUGACAGUGAAGACGAGGACAAUGAUGAGGAUGAUGAGGAUGACUACGACCUCUCACCCGAUGAAGAUGAGCUAGCUGCCCUCGUGGGUGAUGAUGAUGAGAGUGACGAGCUAGAUGACAUGGCCAAUCCAAGAGUUAUGGAGAUCGACACCGAUGAGGAGGAGGAGGUCAAGGCUCAGACUCAGGCUAAGCAAUCCAAGAAGGAGAAGAAGGGCAAGAAGCGCCCCGCAGAUGAUUCAGAUGAGGAGCCAAACUUGGAUGACAUGAUCUCCAAGACCUUGAAGGACGAGCCUGCGACAAAUGGCGAGACUAAGUCGAGCAAGAAACAAAUGAAGAAACUAAAGAAGAACAAUGGCGAAGCUGCUGAGGCAGAGGCUGCUAAGGCCAACACCAAGUCUGACAAGAAAGUCCAGUUCGCGAAGGACCUGGAACAAGGCCCUACUCCAUCCAAGACAACCCAGACUGGCACUCUUGGAGUGAAGCAAGUACAAGGGGUUACUGUUGACGACAAGAAGCUUGGAACAGGCAAGCAGGUUAAGAAGGGUGAUCGAAUUGGCAUGAGAUACAUCGGAAAGCUAGAGAAUGGCAAAGUUUUCGACUCUAAUAAAUCCGGAAAGCCUUUCACUUGCAAGGUUGGAACGGGUGAAGUAAUCAAGGGCUGGGACAUUGGUAUUCCCGGCAUGGCUGUGGGCGGUGAGCGAAGACUCACUAUCCCAGCUCAUCUUGCCUAUGGAAAGAAAUCUCUUCCUGGAAUUCCCGCUAAUUCCAAACUCAUCUUCGACGUUAAGCUCCUGAGCAUCAAAUAA
Messenger RNA from Trichophyton benhamiae CBS 112371, 1443 nucleotides. RefSeq lists its product as uncharacterized. Gene Ontology annotation, molecular function: macrolide binding; peptidyl-prolyl cis-trans isomerase activity. The transcript is spliced from 4 exons. The record is from RefSeq and is a predicted model, not a curated record. The coding region runs from base 1 to 1443 and encodes 480 amino acids. Gene Ontology annotation, cellular component: chromatin; nucleolus. NCBI's taxonomy places the organism in Eukaryota, Fungi, Ascomycota, Eurotiomycetes, Onygenales, Arthrodermataceae.